Messenger RNA from Podarcis muralis (Common wall lizard), 2053 nucleotides. It is a transcript of the gene C16H5orf52, whose product is annotated as chromosome 16 C5orf52 homolog. The record is from RefSeq and is a predicted model, not a curated record. Lineage: Eukaryota; Metazoa; Chordata; Lepidosauria; Squamata; Lacertidae.
GCAUUGAGCCCUUCCAAGCCCCGGGGCCGGUUUCCAGGGCAACUCUGAACGCCCGAUCCCAUUGUGACCUCCGCUCCCUCCGCGGGGAGGCAUUGCCCAGCCAUGGCUCAGCGCAGUCCGGUCCAGUCCCCGGUCAGGGGAAGCGCCAUGGAGGCGGGGAAACCCGAGGACGCCCCGCCGGCCGUGGUCACCUUCUUCCAGCCCCACGUCGGCGGCCAAGUGCUGGUGCUUUUCAGUUUGCUCAGUGGCAGCGAAGCUGUUUUAAAGAGGUUUUUACCCAAGAGUCAUCUUUCUAAGGUGAUCAUUCGUGACAACAUCAGUGUCCAGAGAGUGCACGAUAUCAAGCUCAAGCACAUUGAAGAAAGCAAAAGGAAGAUGGGCAAUCUCUUUGACCAGAUGAUGAAGAAGUUUGUGCAUGACCAGCAGAAGAAAAUGAACCGCUGGAAGAAGGAAUAUGGCCACUACCAGAGAAUGCUGGAGAAGAUUGACCAGAGGGCCUGGCUCAAAGCCCACACCUCAACCUUUGCACUGCCGGAGCUAACAAAGACCAAGGAUGUCACAGGAUGGAAAAAUGUGAACCUGCCACAGCAAAACAGGCUUAGGUAACUUGAAUGACCAUGAGCUAGAGGAGUGGCUUCAUGGUUCCACUUGGCACAGAAAAUCAUCAUGAAAAAGACCCAUGCGUCCGUCCCCCCCCCCCCCCCCGUAGGCUUUCCUGCCGGCUUGUCUCAUUAGGAUAAUGGAAUUAAAGUUAAUACAAGACCUUCACGGCAUCCAUGUGGCACAAAUGUUUUUGUUGUAGGCCUUUAAUUGGAUUUUUUUUGCUGUUCAGAGGGCUUUACAUUCUUUUUGCAGGUCCAACCUUACCAUUAGGCAAAAUGCAGCAGCAGAUUUUGGGUGUUAUGGAAAAGUUGCAAAUUGUUAGCUAUUGACCCAUUUAUUGUUAUUGUAUUCUUACUGACAGGAAGGGGGAAAGGUGCUUGCGGGUUGGUUUGGAUUUUUUUGCCUCGGUUUGGCCUUGGACGCUUUGCAACUUGAUUUGGGGUGGGAGGGGGCACCAGACUGCUCUAUCUCAAGCGGCAUAAUGUCUUGGACUGUCCUGGUCUUUUGGUUCUCUACAGCCUGUGAUUCCCUGUUUACAGAUAGUUGAUUGACUAAGGCUGAGAGAGAAAUAGUGACUUGCCUAAGGUGAGCCUAGUACCAUUGGGGGGGGUAUUUGAAUCAGCUUGAUCAAUUGGAUGUUUCCAAAAGAAAAUGCAUUUGGAAAGUGCAUUGAAAUGGAACAUGCUGGGUCUGUGGGGUCCUUUUCUGCAGGUUGGUGUUCUGGUAUGCAGCUGGCCGGCAAAUUUUGCAUAGCACUACACAACACCCCCAUUCCCAAACACCUGCAUUGCAUUGCAGCCAAUGUUGUGCAUAGCACACGUUGAAGGAGACAGAAGUACCUGGGUUUAUUUAGUGUCUGUACCCUGCUCUUUAGUCACAAAGACUCCCAUGGCAGCUUACAUACAAUCAGAUAUAAUUGUAACUGUCUGCAGGCCUACAACGUAAAAUACAUGGCACACAAGGAAAGAAGUAUAGGGAUGGAAGAGGAAGAGAGCAAACCCAAGAGCUCUUAUUAAAGUAAAAAAGUAGUUCUUAUAAUGACCAACUGGAAACAGUUCAGUGGCCAGAGAUGCCUGAUGAAGCUGGUCUUAGGAACACAGGAAGCUGCCUUAUACAGAGUCAGGCCAUUGAUCCAUCUUGCUCAGUAAUGUCUACAAUGACUGGCACACAUCAUGAAUAAAUGUAUACAUCUGUAUCAUGUCUCUGCUUACCUGCCUUUCUAACUUAAACUAAAACCCCUUGAUGAUGUAGUCUUUUCUCAAUCUGCCGGACACACAAACAAUUUAGCACCCUCCUCUUCAUGCCGUGUAGGCAGCAAUAGCCCUCCAGUGGUGAGCCUCUAGGAAUCCCUGAACUUGAAUACUCUCAUACCACUCACAUAGUAAAGGUAAAGGUACCCCUGCCCGUACGGGACAGUCUUGCCAGACUCUAGGGUUGUGCGCUCAUCUCA